Molecule: messenger RNA, 2084 nt
Organism: Arachis stenosperma
Lineage: Eukaryota; Viridiplantae; Streptophyta; Magnoliopsida; Fabales; Fabaceae
Product: protein BONZAI 3
Exons: 16
Coding region: 101-1870 (589 amino acids)
Biological process (GO): cellular response to calcium ion
Cellular component (GO): plasma membrane
Molecular function (GO): calcium-dependent phospholipid binding
Source: RefSeq, a predicted model, not a curated record
GUUUCAUCUGGGUAGAAUAUAAUCGAGUAAUCGGAAUCUUGGAAAUAAAUUGGAUUAAAACGCGUCACUGUCAGGGUUACUGUUACAUUGAUCGAGUGUGAUGGGAGGGUGCUUUUCUGAUUUGGAAGGGGGAAAGCAAGCAGUGGGAGUAGGGUUUCGUUCACAUCAGAAUCAAAAUCAAAAUCAAGGUGAUAACAAUAAUGGAGCCCACAACGACGCCGUCGAUUUCUUCUUUAAAACCAAAGGGUUUCAGCCAAUGUUCACUCAGGUUGAGUUAUCUUUUUCAGCAUCAAAUUUACUUGAUCUGGAUAUUACAUCAAAGAGUGAUCCCAUGGUUGUUGUAUAUGAAAAGAAACAUGGAAAAUUGCAAGAACUGGGUCGCACUGAGGUCAUAAUGAAUAACUUGAAUCCAGAGUGGAUAGAGAAAAUUACUGUUGCUUUUCAGUUUGAGAUUGUGCAACCACUUGAAUUUCAUGUGUACGAUGUUGAUUCAAAAUAUCAUGGUAUUGCCACUAAGACACUAAAUCUGAAAGACCAAGACUUUCUUGGGCAAGCCAGUUGCACUUUAUCUGAGAUAGUGACUAAACAUAGCCGAAGCAUAACCUUAAACCUCCAAAACAAAACCAGGAAUGGUGGUUCAAGAAACUUAGGGGCACUCACUGUUCGUGCUGAGGAGACUGUUGCUUCAAAGAUUGCUAUUGAGAUGAUCUUAAGAUGUUCACAUUUGGAUAACAAGGACAUUUUCUCAAAAUCUGAUCCCUUCUUAAGAAUAUCAAGAGUAGUUGAGAGUGGAGGUUCUGUUCCAAUUUGCAAGACUGAAGUUAUUAACAACAAUUUGAAUCCAACAUGGAAACCAGUCACCCUUAGUUCCCGUCAGUUUGGAAGUAAAGAAAAUCCAUUACUCAUUGAGUGUUUUGAUUUCAAUAGCAGUGGUGACCAUGUGCUUAUUGGUAAACUGAGAUCAUCAAUAGCAGACCUAGAAAGGCUUAAAAAAGAGAGAACAGGCACAAAUUUGUUCAUACCAUCCACACACCACAGAAAAGAAGAGAAGAUGCUGAAGGGUCAACUUUUUGUGGAUCAAUAUUGUGAAAAGGAGCAAUUCAGCUUUAUUGAUUAUGUAUCCAGUGGAUUUGAACUGAACUUCAUGGUUGCUGUGGAUUUCACUGCUUCAAAUGGAAAUCCUCGAUAUUCAGAUUCUUUGCAUUAUAUUGAUGUCUCGGGUCAGUUAAAUUCAUAUCAAAGGGCUAUAAUGGAGGUUGGGGAGGUUAUUCAGUUCUAUGACUCUGAUAGGAAGUUUCCUGCUUGGGGCUUUGGAGGAAGCACAGCUGGUGCCGUUUCCCACUGUUUUAAUCUGAAUGGUAGUCCGAGAGACUCCGAGGUUGUAGGAGUUGAAGGCAUAAUGGAUGCAUAUGCAACUGCUCUGCACAAUGUCACACUCUCAGGACCCACUUUAUUUGGUCCAGUUAUCAACACUGCUGCAGAAAUGGCUGCCAAGUCCCUUGCAUCACAUAAUGGAUCCAAGUAUUACGUAUUACUUAUCAUAACGGAUGGAGUUGUUACGGAUCUUCAAGAAACAAUAAAUGCUCUUGUGAAAGCAUCUGAUCUUCCCCUAUCAGUUCUUAUAGUUGGAGUUGGAGGUGCUGAUUUCACCAACAUGGAGGUGUUGGAUGCUGAUAAUGGCCGUCGGUUAGAGGGUUCUAGUGGUCGUAUCGCUACACGAGAUAUCGUUCAGUUUGUCCCUAUGAGAGAAGUACAAAGGGGAAGUAUCUCAGUGGUGCAAGCUCUAUUGGAAGAACUGCCUGGUCAAUUUCUGAGUUUCAUGCGAAGUAGAGACAUUAAGCCACUUACUUCCCAACAAGUUCCUCACUAGUUGAUGAAUAUAGACACCCCCAACGAAUUAGCUAUUGUACUUCUCAUUCAAACUGUAAAUACAACUUGAAUAUUUUGCUUAUAAUUUUUUAUUCGUUGUAAAGGAUUUAUGGUUUUCCCCUUUGAGAUCUAUUAUUCCAAAUUUACCAUGGAAUAUAGAUCUAUUUCUUAUUUUAACCCUGAGAUCUGUUAUUCCAAAUUUACCAUGGUUAGUA